AUGGGGUCGGGGCGUCCCGCGGCUGAGGAGCGGGAGGCCGUCCGGGCAGCGCGGCCGGCGGCGAGAGGGGCCCCGCCGCUCUCCGGAGGCAGAAGUUGUGGAUCGGCCGGCGGGGGCGAGCGGGCCCGGGGGCCGGGGCCGCGCUGUGGAGGCAGCAGCCCAGACGCGGCACAGAGAGGGCUUGGGAGCUUGCUGCAGCUUCAGAACAACCCUGUGCCGCGCAGCCGACGCGAGGUUCCCCUCCAGCUGCAGCCGCCGGUGCCUGAGGCUGCCCAGCCGUCACCCUCUGCCGGCUGCAGGGGACCCCCCCAGGGCUCGGGCUGGGCUGGGGCCUCCCGCCUAGCAGAGUUGCUGUCUGGCAAGCGGCUGAGUGUGCUGGAGGAAGAGGCCACGGAGGGUGGCACCAGCCGCGUAGAGGCCGGCAGCUCCACCUCGGGCAGUGACAUCAUCGACCUGGCCGGAGACACCGUGCGUUACACGCCCGCCAGCCCCUCCAGCCCUGACUUCACCACCUGGUCGUGUGCCAAGUGCACGCUCAGAAACCCCACAGCGGCCCCCAGGUGCUCGGCCUGCGGCUGCUCCAAACUGCACGGCUUCCAGGAGCAUGGCGAGCCUCCCACCCACUGCCCCGACUGUGGGGCCGACAAGCCCAGCCCCUGCGGCAGAAGCUGCGGACGGGUGUCCUCGGCCCAGAAGGCCUCCCGCGUCCUGCCCAAGCGCCCGGGGCAGUGGGCCUGCCCUGCCUGUACCCUGCUCAACGCACCGCGGGCCAAGCACUGCACCGCCUGCCACACGCCUCAGCUCCUGGUGGCCCAGCUGCGGGGGGCCGCGCCCCUGAGGCGCAGGGAGAGCAUGCACGUGGAGCAGCGGCGGCAGACGGACGAGGGCGAGGCCAAGGCGCUCUGGGAGAACAUCGUGGCCUUCUGCCGGGAGAACAAUGUGAGCUUCGUGGAUGACAGCUUCCCUCCCGGCCAGUCUGCCGGCUUCCCCGCGGGCGACAGCGUGCAGCAGCGCGUGAGGCAGUGGCUGCAGCCCCAGGAGAUCAACUGCUCCGUCUUCAGGGACCACAGGGCCACGUGGUCUGUGUUCCACACACUGCGGCCCUCGGACAUCCUGCAGGGGCUGCUGGGGAACUGCUGGUUCCUGAGUGCCCUGGCAGUGCUGGCGGAGCGGCCGGACCUGGUGGAGCGGGUGAUGGUCACGCGCAGCCUGUGUGCAGAGGGCGCCUACCAGGUGCGACUGUGAAAGGACGGCACGUGGACCACGGUGCUGGUGGACGACAUGCUGCCCUGCGAUGAGGCCGGCUGCCUCUUCUUCUCACAGGCGCAGCGGAAGCAGCUGUGGGUGGCCCUCAUCGAGAAGGCUCUGGCCAAGCUGCACGGCUCCUACUUUGUGCUCCAGGUGGGCCGCGCCAUCGAAGGCCUGGCCACGCUCACCGGCGCCCCCUGUGAGAGCCUGGCGCUGCAGCUCAGCUCCACUAACCCCCGCGAGGAGCCCGUUGACACUGAUCUCAUCUGGGCCAAAAUGCUGAGUUCUAAGGAGGCUGGGUUCCUCAUGGGUGCCUCCUGUGGCGGGGGCAACACGAAGGUGGACGAUUCGGCCUACGAGAGCCUGGGCCUGCGCCCCCGCCACGCCUACUCCAUCCUGGAUGUUCGAGAUGUCCAGGGUACCAGGCUUCUGCGGCUCCGAAACCCGUGGGGCCGUUUCUCCUGGAACGGCAGCUGGUCCGACGAGUGGCCACACUGGCCGGGGCACCUGCGUGGUGAGCUCAUGCCGCACGGCAGCAGUGAGGGCGUCUUCUGGAUGGAGUACGGCGACUUUGUCAGGUACUUCGACUCCGUGGACAUCUGUAAGGUGCACUCGGACUGGCAGGAGGCGCGGGUGCAGGGCUGCUUUCCCAGCUCGGCCAGCGCGCCCGUGGGGGUAACAGCGCUCACGGUGCUGGAGCGGGCCUCGCUGGAGUUCGCGCUCUUCCAGGAGGGCAGCAGGCGCUCGGACGCAGUGGACAGCCACCUGCUGGACCUGUGCAUCCUGGUGUUCCGGGCCACGUUCGGCAGCGGCGGCCACCUCAGCCUGGGCCGCCUCCUGGCCCACAGUAAGCGCACGGUCAAGAAGUUUGUCAGCUGCGACGUCAUGCUGGAGCCUGGCGAAUACGCUGUGGUGUGCUGCGCCUUCAACCACUGGGGGCCGCCCCUGCCGGGCACCCCUGCCCCCCAGGCCUCCAGCCCCUCAGCAGGGGUCCCGAGAGCCUCCCCAGAGCCGCCGGGCCACGUGCUGGCUGUGUACAGCUCGAGGCUGGUCAUGGUGGAGCCCGUGGAAGCCCAGCCGACCACGCUGGCCGACGCCAUCAUCCUGCUCACCGAGAGCCGCGGAGAGCGGCACGAGGGCCGUGAGGGCAUGACCUGCUACUACCUGACACACGGUUGGGCGGGGCUCAUCGUGGUGGUGGAGAACCGGCACCCCAAGGCCUACCUGCACGUGCAGUGUGACUGCACCGACACCUUCAACGUGGUGUCCACACGCGGCAGCCUGCGCACCCAGGAUAGCGUGCCACCCCUGCACAGGCAGGUCCUGGUGAUCUUGUCCCAGCUAGAGGGCAAUGCCGGCUUCUCUAUCACCCACCGCCUGGCACAUCGCAAGGCAGCCCAGGCCUUCCUCAGUGACUGGACAGCCUCCAAGGGGACCCACAGCCCCCGGCUCACGCCAGAGGUCGCCGGUCUGCAUGGGCCUCGGCCGCUGUGACCACCAUGCCUGGGGCAGGGGCUGUGCACAGACGGACCUCCCACCCCCACACGCACUUUAUGAGGGAGACCCCGACAGAGGACGCUUGAGCCAGAAUCUCAGGACCCUGCCCAGGGAGCUGCCAGCCCAGGGCUCAGCUUCCCAUGGGCCCCCCGCCCCCCUCCCUCCCCUCCCUGAACCCCACAGUCCGCCUGGCCAGGCCUCCCGGCCGCCACGCAGAAUACCUCGAACCAGGCGGGCUGUGAACCAUCCCCGCUCACCUGCCAGCCUCAACACCCGACGGGGGCCGAGGCCAGGCUGCCCCUCCCUGUGGGCUCAGGGUCUCCUGCGGGGGAGACAGCCAGGAGCUCUGUCCACAAAACCAAAUCUGGGUGUCAGAGGCCAAGACCCUGGGGUGGGAUCAGGGACCACCCCUCACGGGGCAUAAGGUCAGUUUUCCCCCAGAGCCCGGGUCCCUGUCCCCCACAGGGCAGGCGGGGUCCCUGGAGCCCUGGUGUGGAGCGGCGAGUCCCGGGGCGGUGCCUGCCUCAGAAGAAGGGGCCCUUGGCCAGCCCCCCAGCAACACUAUGCAAAUCCUGGAGUGCCCGCCAGGAUCGAAGCCAUGACUGGGUGCAGGCGGGCGCCAGGCCCGCUGUGGGUGGGCACCAGUUCUCAGCACCGCUCACGGCUGCCGGGCACACUGGGACCAGCAGGCUCCUCAGCCAACCCUGUUCCUCGGCCCGGCCCUGCCAGAGAGGGACCCCAGCACAUCGUGGGCAUGGGCAGGGCUCAGCCGCUCCCACCUCCCCACAGAAGCCCAGGAGUGUAUGGACGUCUGAGCCCAGCUUUCUGCGUCCCCACCCGGCCCUCCUGGCCCCUCACCCCCGGCAGCGGGCCAGCCUCGCCCCCACUCCCCCUCCUACCCCGACAGGGGCUUCCGGGGCCUUUUCACCUGGAGAAACAUUCCCACUCCCCUUUGGCCUCCCUGUACUCUGAGCUGUGAAUAUUUUUAACCCUGUAAAUACGGCCAGCUCUUGUGACACAGAGACUAUUUUAUCAACUGUCAGCCCCGUUCCUUUACGAUAGGAUUCUCCACAGUGGCUUCCGACUCAGGCUCCAAUGGACCAAAUAAAAGCGUUUUGUUUUGUU
This is a messenger RNA of Gorilla gorilla gorilla (western lowland gorilla), 3870 nucleotides long. RefSeq names its product calpain-15-like. Gene Ontology annotation, molecular function: calcium-dependent cysteine-type endopeptidase activity. Gene Ontology annotation, biological process: proteolysis. Lineage: Eukaryota; Metazoa; Chordata; Mammalia; Primates; Hominidae. The record is from RefSeq and is a predicted model, not a curated record. Gene Ontology annotation, cellular component: cytoplasm.